AUGGAGAAUUGGAAGACACUUUUGGGAGUCAUCUUUCUUGCAUCUACUUUUGGCUUCAUUAACUCACAGAAAAAUGGCUGCAGAAAGGCCUCUGUCGGAGAUGUCGUAUUUCUGGUGGACUCCAACAUCAAGAACCUCCAGCAGGCCCGCUUCAUACGGGGCUUCUUGAUCAGUGUGAUCCAGGGCUUCAAUGUCACCCAAGAGACCAUCCGUGUGGGCUUGGCCCUGUACAGCAAUGUGCCCCAUUCCGAGUUCCUACUUUCCGCCUACCACCAAAGAAACCACAUCGUGAGACAUAUCCAGAAGCUCAAGUUUCAGUCGGGAAGCAACAAGAUGGGCUUGGCCCUACAGUUCCUUCUAGAUCACUACUUCCAGGAAGCAGCUGGGAGCAGGGCAGGGCAGGGUGUGCCUCAGAUCGUCGUGCUGAUCAGCAGUGGUGCAGUCGAGGAUGCUCUGCAGGAACCCGCUGAGGCCUUUAGGAGGGCAGGCAUCCUACUGUAUGCCAUUGGCAUCAAAGAUGCAGUUCCGGCAGAGCUCAAGGUGGUGGCAAGUCAUCCCGUGGAGAAGUUCAUGACCUUUGCUCCCAGCUUCUCUGAUCUGAGAACUUUGGCUCCGAAGCUGCAGCAGGAGCUCUGUGAUAUUUUGGCAGAGGCAGUUCAACCUACCAACCACAUCUCUCCAGCUUGCAGAGAAGCAGUCCUGGCAGACAUUGUAUUCCUCGUAGACAGCUCAACUAGCAUCGGGCCCCAGAACUUCCAGAAAGUGAAGAAAUUUCUUUAUUCUGUUGUUUUGGGGCUUAACAUCAGCAGUGACCAGGUCCGAGUAGGACUUGUCCAGUAUAAUGAUAACAUCUACCCUGCCUUUCAGCUGAACCAGCAUACUCAGAAGAGCGUAGUUCUGGAGCAAAUCCAUAAUCUUCCCUAUCGAACAGGAGGCACAAACACAGGGAGUGCCCUGGAGUUUCUCAGGACCAGCUACUUGACUGAGGCUGCUGGCAGCCGGGCCAAGGACAGGGUUCCUCAGAUAGUUAUCCUGCUGACAGAUGGCGAGUCGCAGGAUGAAGUCCAGGAGGCAGCUGACCUGUUGAAAGAAGACGGAGUUCUUGUGUAUGUGGUAGGGGUUAACGUUCAGGAUGUCCAGGAGUUGCAAAAAAUAGCCAGUGAGCCCUUUGAGAAGUUUCUCUUCAACACGGAAAAUUUUAACAUCUUGCAGGAUUUCUCAGGAAGAAUUCUUCAAACUCUGUGCUCGUCAGUGGAGAGUAAGAUAAAAGAAUUUACCAAGAUUUAUGCAGAUGUGGUCUUUCUUGCUGACACAUCACAGGACACAUCAAGGGUCAGUUUCCAGUGGAUGCAGACUUUCAUCUCCAAAGUGGUUGGCUUGUUGGAUGUGGGCAGAGACAAGUACCGUAUUGGACUGGCGCAGUAUGGUGGACAAGGUCACACUGAAUUUCUGCUCAAUACCUACCAGACCCAGGAUGAGAUUAUUGCUCAUAUCCGUGACCAGUUCAUGCUCCGCGGUGGCUCCAGGAGGACAGGCAGAGCUCUGCGAUACCUUCAUCAGACGUUCUUCCAGGAGGCAGCCGGAAGUCGGUUUCUGCAGGGCAUUCCCCAGUAUGCAGUGGUCAUUACCUCGGGCAAGUCUUCAGAUGAGGUCAAGGAUGCGGCGCAGAUCCUGAAGGAGAAAGGCGUGAAAAUCAUGUCUGUGGGUGUGCAGGACUUUGACAGGAGCGAACUGGAGUAUAUAGGAUCUCCCUCCCUUGUAUAUGAGAAGCAAGGACAAGAUGGAAUCAGAGAGAUAAUUCAGAAUAUGAAUGUGGUGAUCCAAGGACAUGAGUUCACAGUCGAGACUGAGGAGGUUGUUCCUGCAUGUCCAACUGCUUUCCCAGCUGAUGUUGUAUUCCUCAUUGAGGACUUUAGCAGGGUCAGACAAUCAAAUUUCCAACAAAUUGUCAGUUUCUUAAAGACCACUGUCAGAUCUCUGAGAAUUCAUCCUGAUAUUAUGAGAAUGGGCUUGGUUUUUUACAGUGAAGAAUCCCGACUUGCAUUUUCUCUGGAUACCUAUCAGACUGCAGCACAAAUUUUGGGGCAUUUGGACAAAUUAACCUUCCAGGAAAGAAGAGGAGAGACCAAGACUGGUGCUGCCUUGGACUUCCUAAGGAAUAGCGUUUUCCUUCCAGAGAAGGGCAGCCGAAGGCUGCAAGGUGUGAGACAGAUAGCCGUGGUCAUCACUGAAGGCUCAUCCCAAGAUAGUGUUUCCAGACCAGCCUCUCUUCUCCGUAAGGCGGGCAUCACCAUCUACGCAGUGAGCACGCAGCUUGCACCUGCAAGUACGGACCUCAAAAAGAUCGCAUCCUAUCCUCCUUGGAAGCACGUCAUCCCCCUAGAAUCCUUUCUGCAACUCUCUGUGGUGGGGAAUGUGAUUAAGAACCAACUGUGCCCGAAGGUCAUGGACAUAAGUGUCGUCUCUUCUGAGAUGAGCAAUGUUCUUCAAACAGGUUGUGCUAAUGUGGAGAAGGCAGAUAUUUACUUCCUUAUUGAUGGGUCUGACAACAUUCAACAAGAAGAUUUUCUGGAAAUGAAGAUGUUUAUGAAUGAGAUGAUAAAAAUGUUCCAUGUUGGGCCAGACAGAGUACAGUUUGGAGUUAUCCAGUACUCAGAGGGAAUAAGUGUUCAUUUUACCCUCAGUCAGUAUUCCAGUGUGUCAGGAUUGAAGGCAGCCAUUGGUGACAUCCAAAAGAGAAGUGGGGGCACCAUGACAGGCGAUGCCUUGAGGAGUAUGGUCCAGGUGUUUGAAGACACUGCUCGCAUCGGUGUGCCCUGGUAUCUCAUCAUCCUCACUGGCGGGAAAUCCGAGGACCCAGUGGCUAAUCCCUUAGAGAUUUUGAAGAGAAAAGGAGUCAACAUUUACGCCAUUGGAGUCAGAGAUGCUAAUGCAGCUGAACUUCAGGAAAUAUCUAACAACAGGACAUUUUUCGUGCAUGAAUUUGAUUCUUUGAAGAACAUCCAACAAGAAGUGGUAAAGGACAUCUGCUCCUUAGAGACCUGUAAGAAUAGGAAAGCCGACAUCAUCUUCUUAAUCGAUGGUUCGGAAUCCAUCUCCUCAGAAAACUUUGAAAAGAUGAAGGCAUUCGUGAGGAGGUUCGUGAGCCACGCAAAUAUUGGUCCUGAUGAAAUACAGAUUGGCCUUCUGCAAUUCAGCACAACCGCCCAGGCAGAAUUCAGGCUCAACCAACAUUCCUUCAAGAUGGACAUUCUUAGAGCCAUUUCAGAUAUAGAGCAGCUGAAUGAUGGCACCCGCACGGGCAAAGCCCUAAAUUUCACUCUGCCUUUUUUUGACAGUUCAAAUGGAGGGAGACCCGAUGUUCAUCAGUAUUUGAUUGUAAUCACUGAUGGGGUCGCCCAGGAUAAUGUAGCCAUUCCAGCCCAGGCUCUCAGGGACAGAAACAUCAUUAUUUUUGCCAUUGGGGUGGGAGAAGCCAAACACUCUCAGCUUUUGGAAAUCACUAAAGAUGAGGGCAAAGUAUAUUAUGCAGAAAACUUUGAAUCCCUGGAGAACCUGGAGAAGGAGAUUCUUUUUAAGGUCUGCAUUCCACAAGGAUGCAAUGUCGAUUUGACCAUAGGACUUGAUAUCUCUAGUCCCACAAGGCAAGUUAUGCUGAAACUUCAACAGUCACUACCAGAGUUGAUGCACCAUUUGGCUUUUCUUCACAACAUCAGCUGUGUUUCUGGUCCGGUCAACACUAUGUUUCGCUUCUUGGCUACUGGCUCAAACGGCCAGCUGAUCUAUGACUCAGGCAUUGGGAUGCUGAGUAACGAGAGCGUUCAGAACCUUCUGCUUCAGCAGACUGCCAGAAGCAGCCAUAUGGAUGUGGAUUUUUUGCAGGCCCUGGGAAAUAAUGCUCUCCACCCUUCUUCUGCAGAAGUGAAGGUGCUCUUAGUGUUUACAGAUGGACUAGAUGACAAUUUACAAAAACUGAAGACAACAUCUGAGUUUAUCCGCAGCAAAGGACUCUCUGGACUCCUCCUUGUUGGCCUGGAAAAUGUGCAUAAAUUAGAAGAGCUUCAGGAGCUAGAAUUUGGCAGAGGAUUUUCCUACAACCAGCCUCUGAGCCUUUCACUACCAUCUCUCCCAACUACUUUAUUGAGGCAACUGGACACCAUUGUAGAAAGAACAUGCUGCAAUAUAUUGGUCAAGUGUUUUGGAGAGGAUGGGACCAGAGGUGGUAGAGGGACACUGGGGAAGAAGGGAAAGAAGGGUCUUGAUGGAUUACCUGGUUAUCCUGGUGAAGAAGGUCGACAUGGAGAAAGAGGCCUCCAAGGUUAUCCUGGACUCCAAGGAGUGGAAGGAUGCCCAGGUCCAAAAGGGCCUCAGGGUGAAAGAGGAUUUUCAGGAGAGAGGGGCAUCCCUGGUGAGGCGGGUGUAGAUGGCCUAGAAGGAGAACAGGGUGAUUAUGGAAUCCCAGGGCCAUCUGGAGAAAAAGGAAACCGGGGAAACCGGGGCUUGCCGGGACCACCAGGAAAACCUGGAGAACAUGGGAGGCCUGGACUCAGGGGUGAUCCUGGAGAUCCUGGACUUGAUAGUUAUAUCCAAGGCCCCAAGGGAGAAAAAGGAAGGCGUGGGCGCCAGGGAACUUCUAGUUUUGAUGGACCUCGGGGGGGAAAUGGAAACGCUGGCCCUCGGGGACCAAGAGGAAGACGGGGUCAGCCAGGGAUGAAGGGUCUACGUGGAGAAUCUGGCCUACAGGGUUACCAAGGAGAGCGUGGGCAUCCAGGUCCACAGGGACCAACAGGAAGGCAAGGACCACCAGGACACUUUGGAGAAAAGGGCUUGCUGGGGCCUCAGGGGAUUCUUGGACCUCCAGGACCAAAGGGUUCAAAUGGAAAACCUGGACCAAAGGGAAGGAAGGGAGAGAUUGGUGAUGUGGGUGUAAAAGGCUCACAAGGUCAACGAGGACCAAGUGGACAAUCUGGUCAUUUGGGUCAAGAUGGUUAUGGAUAUCCAGGAAGAAAGGGAAGAAAGGGUGAAUCUGGAUUUCCUGGCUCUCCUGGUGCACAAGGAGAAGAUGGUGACCUGGGCCACGCAGGAGAGAAGGGAGCAAAGGGUUUUAAAGGGAAGAGAGGCAAUGCUGGCUUUCCUGGAUUGGUUGGAACUCCAGGUGACCAAGGACCACCAGGACCAGUGGGCAUCAAGGGCCUCAAAGGUUUGGUAGACAAAACGCCUUGUGAUGUUGUUAAUUUCAUCCGAGAAAACUGUCGUGUUUCCAAGUGCCCUGCAUUCCCCACAGAAGUGGUCUUUGCCUUGGACGUGUCGAACGGUGUCACCCAGCAGGACUUUGAGAGAAUGAGAGGCAUUUUAUUAUCUCUGUUGAGGAAGAUGGAAAUAAGCGAGAGUAAUUGCCCAACGGGUGCCCGCGUGGCCAUCGUUUCGUACAGCUCCCAAACGAAUUACCUGAUCCGCUUCUCAGACUACAAGGGGAAGCCCGCUCUCCUGCAGGCUGUGAGGAAGAUUCCUCUACAGCAGUCCUCUGGCAGCAGGAACCUGGGGGACUCCAUGAGGUUCGUGGCAAGGCAUCUAUUCAAGCACGUGCGCUCAGGUAUCCUCACGAGGAAAGUGGCGGUAUUCUUCCAGGUAGGCUGGGCCUAUGGUGCCGAUGCCAUCAGCACUGCCACCCUGGAGCUCAGUGCGCUGGACAUCACCUCCGCAGUCAUCACCUUCACAGAGGGGCACAACCUUCCAGAGGCCCUGCUGAUGGAUGAAACCAACAGAUUUCACUUGUUUACUUGGGAGACAGAGCGCCAACAGGAUGUGGAACAUGUGGCCCGCUGCACUCUCUGCUAUGACAUGUGCUACCCGGCCCAGGGGUGCAAAUCGGCAGCACCCAGGCCCAUGGCACUGGACGCUGACUUGGUAUUCCUGGUGGAUGGCUCCCACGGGGUGGACACCAGCACGUACCACGCCGCAUUGAAUCUAGUGGACGCCACGCUCCGUGACCUGGAGUUCACUGCGCAGCCGAGCGUGUCCCGCCAGGGUGCGCGCACAGCCCUCGUGGCAUACACGACCCCUGGCUACUGGCCGGGAGCGGGGAGGCCCCCAGUGCUCCAGGCCUUCCACCUGACAUCCUACAACCAGCGGGAGCAGAUGCUGCAGCGGGUCCGCGAGGCUGCGCUCCACUCCCUGCAGGGAGAGCCUGCCCUGGGCCACGCGCUGGAGUGGACGCUGGAGAAUGUGCUCCUAAAAGCCUCUCUGCCCAGGAGGAUGCGGGUUCUUUUUGCCAUCGUGGGCAGUGAGACCAGCAACUGGGACCGGCAGAAGCUGAAGACUCUGUCUCUGGAGGCCAAGUGUAAGGGCAUCGUUCUGUUUGUGCUGGCCUUGGGUCCUGGUGUGGGGACCCAUGAGCUGCAGGAGUUGGCCCUGGUGGCCAGCACCCCCCGAGAACAGCACCUGCUACGCCUCGAAGGAGUGUCGGAACCGGAGCUGUCCUAUGCCCGCAGAUUUCUGAGGGCCUUCCUGAACCUCCUCAAAAAUGGGGCAAAUCGGUACCCACCGCCAGAACUCACUGAAGAAUGUGGAGGCCCAAGCCGAGGAGACACUCAGUUGAGAUCACUUUUGCCUCCAACAGGGUGGUCUCAGAACCAGUUUGAUAUAUCUGGCUUUGCUCACCGUUUGGAAGCUCCUGAGGCAACCAACGUUUCUCUAGAGGAGCAGAGUAAAGAUCUUAUGACAUCUACAAUUCAGCAAGAAGCACUUGACACUUUAGCAAAGAAAGGCUAUGAAACUGAAGAAAGUCAAGUUGAAAUGCUAAUUAAACAAAAUCAGACGGGGAGAAAAAGACAUUCAGACACCGCUGAUGGUCCUUGUUCCUUGGAUCCAGUACAAGGCGAGUGCCAGGAUUACAUCCUGAAGUGGUUCUACAGCAAGAAGGAGGGCAUUUGCCGACAGUUCUGGUAUGGCAGCUGUGGGGGCAAUGCCAACCGGUUCGAAACUGAGGAAGAAUGUAAGGCCCAGUGUGUAUCCCAGCACUCCUAG
Molecule: messenger RNA, 7026 nt
Organism: Sorex araneus (European shrew)
Lineage: Eukaryota; Metazoa; Chordata; Mammalia; Eulipotyphla; Soricidae
Product: collagen alpha-4(VI) chain-like
Exons: 36
Coding region: 1-7026 (2341 amino acids)
Biological process (GO): extracellular matrix organization
Molecular function (GO): serine-type endopeptidase inhibitor activity; extracellular matrix structural constituent conferring tensile strength
Source: RefSeq, a predicted model, not a curated record